Molecule: messenger RNA, 429 nt
Organism: Jaculus jaculus (lesser Egyptian jerboa)
Lineage: Eukaryota; Metazoa; Chordata; Mammalia; Rodentia; Dipodidae
Product: activated RNA polymerase II transcriptional coactivator p15-like
Exons: 1
Coding region: 6-389 (127 amino acids)
Biological process (GO): positive regulation of transcription initiation by RNA polymerase II
Cellular component (GO): transcription regulator complex; nucleus
Molecular function (GO): transcription coactivator activity; DNA binding
Source: RefSeq, a predicted model, not a curated record
GAGGAAUGCCGAAAUCAAAGGAGCUUGUUUCUUCAAGCUCUUCGGGCAGCUAUUCUGACAGUGAAGUUGAAAAGAAGUUAAAAAGGAAAAAGCAAGUUGCUCCUGAAAAACCUGUAAAGAAGCAGAAGACUGAUGAAACUUCCAGAGCUCUGGCUUCCCCCAAGCAAAGCAGCAGCAGCAGCGAUGACAACAUGUUUCAGAUUGGGAAAACGAAGUACGUCAGCGUUCGAGAAUUUAAAAGGAAUGUUCUAAUUGAUAUUAGCGAAUACUGGAUGAAUCAGGAUGGUGAAAUGAAACCAGGAAGAAAAGGUAUUGCUUUAAGUCCGGAGCAGUGGAGCCAGCUGAAGGAACAAAUUUCUGACAUUGAUGAUGCAGUAAGAAAACUGUAAAACCUGAGCCAUAUACAACCUGUACUGUUCUAGUUGUAUU